AACAAUUUGAUGCAGAACAUUAUCUCAACUCUCUCCCAGAGCACCUGUGUAACCAAAUAAAAAGAGAACUUGGUCUGCCAGUGCUCAGGAAGGUGCCACAAUUUGGAGGAAUGGAGGAACAAUUUUUUAACCAAAUGUGUAACCGUCUUCAGCCAGUGCUAUACACGAGACGGUCUUACAUUGUAAGGCAGGAUGAGCUAAUUAGGCAGAUGCUCUUCGUGAUGCAAGGCAGUCUAUCAACGAGUACGAACGGUGGAGACAUUGUCCUCAGGGCGGGUGACUAUUGGGGUGAAGAACUUCACAAUUGGGCUAUUGAUACUAACCCAUUGCCCCCAUUGCCCAGCUCACCUGGAACUCUUUGUGCUUUAACUGAAGUUGAAGCAUUUGCUCUAAUGGCUGAAGACCUGAGGGAGGUUGUACACGAAUCUUUGAAUGCAGGGGCGGGUCAACCCUAGGCAUCUAGGGCUCCAAAUCAGACCGAGUUAAUAAUUCUUUCUGACCUUUUGUUAUAUUUCUCUUUGUAACAAGGGUAUCGUGUGUUUUACUGAAGUCUGGAGACCAAGGAGAAAACCAUCCUUUUUGAAAAUUUAACUAUACAUACAACAAUGUACAAGUUAUACAGUUUAAUUUGAUGUGU
This is a messenger RNA of Pistacia vera, 637 nucleotides long. Its product is annotated as cyclic nucleotide-gated ion channel 1-like. NCBI's taxonomy places the organism in Eukaryota, Viridiplantae, Streptophyta, Magnoliopsida, Sapindales, Anacardiaceae. The coding region runs from base 111 to 455 and encodes 114 amino acids. The record is from RefSeq and is a predicted model, not a curated record. The transcript has 2 exons.